AUGCUUACUGUUAGUUAUGACAUAUAUGCUUUUCAAUUAAAAAGACUUACUCAUAUUUUAACUAAUUACCAUGCUCAAACUUGGAAACUUUAUGAUGAACCAAAUAAUACUUUUGCUACACUUACACAAACACUUAAUUUAUGGAGAACCCAAACUAAAGUGAAACGAUGUACUGAAAUACAUUAUGAUAAAGAGUUGCAGUUACCAUUGAUAUGGUUUAAUUUUUAUUCUAUUGAUGGUAAAAGGUUAACUAUUGAUGAGAUUUCUGAAACUGGUGUUAUUCCAUCAUCCAUAAUUCCACAUCUCAAGGAACCAGUAAAUUUUGAAAUUAUAACAAAAAAUAACCCCCAAAAAAAUGAACUUUAUUUUUGUUUUGUACCAACAAAAACAUGUGAAAACCAAGAAGGAAAAGAAUUUUCGUAUUAA
Messenger RNA from Strongyloides ratti, 426 nucleotides. RefSeq lists its product as hypothetical. The transcript has 3 exons. The coding region runs from base 1 to 426 and encodes 141 amino acids. Lineage: Eukaryota; Metazoa; Nematoda; Chromadorea; Rhabditida; Strongyloididae. The record is from RefSeq and is a predicted model, not a curated record.